AUGGCUACACGAGCACCACUUGCGCGCUUUCUGCAAAGGUCGCGACCGGGUGUCCAGCAAUCUCGCUGGCUUCAUACAACACCAUGCCGAAGAACAGAUGGUGUGUUUCGCGAAUUGACGGACCAACGCGUCCAGAUUCCAUGGAUCGAUGCGUUCCGGAAGAAGGAAAAGUACGGACAGGAUGCAACGCGUCCAUCAGGCAAGCCGGAGACACCGAGCGACCGCGACCUCAGCCCGAAGAAGAUGAGCGAUAGCUAUCACUCUGUGAUCCUACCACUUGGACGUGAUCCAUGGCUGCUGGACACAUAUCUCAACUCCUCCGGCCACAUCCGACUCGGCACGAUCUUUAUGGACCUGGAUGCGCUGUCCGGCGUGAUCGCAUACAAGCAUACGGGCGACAAUGUGACAACAGUAACUGCCGCCUUCGACCGCAUCACCAUCAACCAUCCUCUUACCGAGAUCUGCGAUUUGGAGUUGAGUGGGCAGGUGACAUACGCGUCCGGCAGGAGCAGCAUGGAGAUUAGUCUGCAGGUUGCAAAAGCGCCAAAGGAUGGUCAGCGAGUCAAGAAAGAAGAUAUCAUGAUCCAGGCAAAGUGUACGAUGGUCUCGCUCGACCCAGGCACGAAGAAGCCGGUCAACAAUGCGCCAGUGCGGACGGAUACCGAAGAGGAGAAGCAACUAUAUGCUGAGGGCGAGAAGAAUAGUGCCCAUCGCAAGGAGCUCGGUCAACGCUCGUUACUCAAGACCACGCCAAACGACGAAGAGAGUGAUCUCAUCCAUGCUAUGUGGCAAAAGCAGCUAAAGUACCACGAUCCUAACGAUCCAUUGCGGAAGCCUAGCAAUGUUUACUUCAUGGAUAGCACAAUCCUCAGUACCGCAAGCAUCAUGCAGCCGCAGUAUCGUAACCGACAUCAAUUCAUGAUCUUUGGCGGCUUCCUGCUAAAGCAGACUUUUGAGCUAGCCUUCUGCUGUGCAGCAAGUUUCGCUCAUGUUCGACCCACAUUCGUCUCGCUGGAUCCUUCGACGUUUCAAAAUCCUGUACCCGUUGGCAGCGUGCUGUACCUUACAGCAACAGUCGUCUACACCGAUCCGCCCAUCGUGUCUGGCCACUCAGACAGCAUGGAUAAGUCUCAAGAUGAUAACACACAGACCAGGGUCCAGGUACGGGUAGACAGUAAAGUCAGGGAUGUCGAGCAUGGCACCACGAAACCUACUGGCCAGUUCAACUAUACUUUUAUGGUUGACAAGAACUUGAAAGUCCUACCGAGGACAUACACGGAGUUCAUGAUGUACGUUGAUGCGAGGAGGAGAGCAAGACGAAUAAGCGAGACUGUACAGCAAGGCGAGGCGGAUGGUGGCACCAAAGACAGGAUCACGGAAUAA
This is a messenger RNA of Recurvomyces mirabilis, 1383 nucleotides long. RefSeq lists its product as uncharacterized. The record is from RefSeq and is a predicted model, not a curated record. Gene Ontology annotation, biological process: acyl-CoA metabolic process. Gene Ontology annotation, molecular function: fatty acyl-CoA hydrolase activity. NCBI's taxonomy places the organism in Eukaryota, Fungi, Ascomycota, Dothideomycetes, Mycosphaerellales, Teratosphaeriaceae. The coding region runs from base 1 to 1383 and encodes 460 amino acids. The transcript is spliced from 3 exons. Gene Ontology annotation, cellular component: mitochondrion.